ACAUCGCUUUCGACAAAAUCAGUUCAUUCGGAGUUCUUAUCUGGUGCUGGAAAGAUGUCUUGGAAUGGGCGAACAGCGAUGUCCCUGCUACUCGCGGCAUUCUUCCUGCUGCAAAUAGCUCACACAACUCAAGAAAGUACCCCCGAAAUAACUUGGGAAGGAAACUGCGAAUAUAGUGGCUACGAUGGAUCAGGUAACCAGAUCGAUAUCCAGCCAAUCAAGUCCCCAGUCGUUGAGAAAUUUGAUUUGGCGUUGAGUUUCGCGUUCGAAAUCAAGUCACAUGUUCUAGCGAAUGCCGAGGGGCUGGCGGAGACCUUGGAACUGAUCAAGAGAUUUGCGAAAGUUGCAACGUACGCUUCGGCGGCGUUUGGGGUCUUUGGCGCGGUGUUUGCCACAGUCGGAUUUGCGGAGGGACCAACACCAAAAGACAUUCUCGAGAAGGUGGAUGCCGCAUUCGAAGAGAUCACACAUAGCAUGAACCUGCGAAUCUCGUCCAUGGGACAAUACGUUGACAAGUCCAUCAUGGAUAUGGAAAGAAGACUGAUAUCAAGAGAGUUUAAAACUUUACAAAACAAGUGGUCCGUUUGCUUGGAAGAGGUCACUCUGGAGGACAACUUGAGAUGCCAGCGAGACGCCGCCAGAUACAUGGAUACCGAGCUCCCGAAGUACCAGAAUCAGCCCUUCAAAGAAGAUGUGGACUUGUACAACACAAAGAUCCUAGAGGCUUCUCUCUUGACCUUUAGAGACUACGCCUCGCUGCACCUUUACGCCCUGAAAAUGUUGGUUGGAUCGUACAGAAAUGACUCUAAAAGUGACGACAAGGACAAAUACAUCAAGCGCUACCUUGAGGAUAUUGUCGAGAAAGGCGAUCUUUACGUUAAAUACAGUCAGUGGGCAUACGAUCAAAUCUACAAAAAUAAGAUAACGAAUGCCGCUCAUCAAAACGAUGCUGAUCGCCCGAAAGACCAAGUAAUAACAUCAGAGCUUGACUCGAACACCAAUAGUUAUUUUUUCUACCAUCCUGACUACAAAACAGGCGUAACCGUCACUGCUAACUGCCCGACAAUGGAUGAAACAGCAAGAAUGGGGUGCAAGGUGAAAUACUACAAGACUGUCGACUUGGUUUCCAGUUCCACGUCCGGGCGACAUACCGAUAUCGCUGCAAUAGAUAGACAUAACAGGAAGACCAAAAGAGCUGCCGACAAUGAUGUCAAAGUCCAAGGCAAACGUCUUGUCUUAGAGAAAUGUGAUACACAUUUCAAACGGCUCAAAAAGGAUCUCGUAGUAUACUGGAAAACACAGCUACUUGAAACCGCAAAGCUCUGGGAAAAGGCGGUGUGUAAGGCAAAAGAGGAAUUGAUUGAGAUGGGCGAAGAGGAGACGCCAUGCAGUGAAAGCGGAGAAGAACCUGAGGAACAGAAAGAAACGUAAGGCAACGAGAAAGAACUGAAUAUGCCACAGAACCCUGGAGGCAACGGACAAACAACAUUAGAACUCACAAAAAUGUGAGGCGUCGGAACAGGAAACAAAAAUGGAGAAUAAUUUAGAUUUAGUUUCAAUCUGAUGUAUAGAUCAUUCUGAAUUACAUACUAAAAGCAUGCCUAAAACUCAAGAAAAAGAAUCAUAAAAAGAAAAGCAAGAAACACCUUAUCAUGAGAAUGUGUACAUCAAGCAUGAAGAUAUUGUUGACUACUUCAGCAAUAUAGUUGAUGAUUUUACUGGUGAAUACAAAAUAAAAUGACGAGCAUCUA
Messenger RNA from Nematostella vectensis (starlet sea anemone), 1751 nucleotides. RefSeq lists its product as uncharacterized. The transcript is spliced from 4 exons. Bases 55 to 1431 code for a protein of 458 amino acids. NCBI's taxonomy places the organism in Eukaryota, Metazoa, Cnidaria, Anthozoa, Actiniaria, Edwardsiidae. The record is from RefSeq and is a predicted model, not a curated record.